AUGUUAAGGUGGAUUGGCCAAUGGUCGCUUCCGUUGUAUACAGUUGGUACUUUCCAGUCUAAUUCAGAGGCGAAAUUGGUGCUGGAUAUUGUUAGAUCUAUGGCUGAUAAAGAACUGUUUGUGGAAUUGUGUCUUGUUAGGUCACCAUUAUUUAGAAUUAUUAGUGAAGGAUUUUCUAAUAAUUUUUCUAUCGUUUUCCCACGGUUGUCAGUGUGUGRUGAUCCCCAUAAGAUGUUUCUGCUGUUGAAGUYRCYCAGGAUUAAGAAAGAAAGAAUAAAAAGAGUUGCCGAGAUGAAAUUAUGUAAAUUGUGUUUACGACAACACGURCCGAAAAAAUGWAACGGUAAAAAUUGUUUUGCUUGUUCAAAACCUCAUAACACCAUGCUACAUUUAAGUAAUAGUUCAGAGUCAAGAAAGUCGGAAGCCGAAAAAACGUCCGAAGAUCCAGAAGCGACAACAGCGGUUAGUGUACACGUAGCGGCUAACUCGGGCGACCAGGUAUUAUUGUCAACAGCGGAGGUGCAAGUUCAAAAUGAGAGUGGUGAAYCGCAAAUCGGACGGGUAUUGUUAGACUCAGGUUCGCAGUGCAAUUUUAUAACCGAAAGUAUGGUACAAAUAUUAAAAUUAAAAAAGACGCGCGUACAACAUACCGUAUUAGGUAUUGGAGGCAAAAGUCAAAACGUGAAGGCGGCUGUUGUAGUGAAGAUUCGGUCGCGCAUUAAUAAUUAUAGUUUAACGUGUUCCUGUUUAGUGGURCCUMAAAUUACAAAUAUAUUACCAUCAGAAAAUAUCGGAGGUGAAUGCAUAGUACCCUCGAAUAUAGAACUAGCGGAUACUUCAUUUAAAGUUCCAAAAAAAAUUGAUUUAUUGUUAGGCGCGUGUCAUUUUUUCGAAAUAUUGUGUAUAAAAAAAAUUAAACCGACAAUAAAUGGACCAAUAUUUCAAGAAACUCAAUUGGGCUGGAUUGUUUCCGGUCUAGUGRCAUCAAAACAUACGAAUAACAAACCUAAUAAUAUAAAAUGUCAUACCRCGUUASUAGACGAAAACGAAGGUACUAAUUUGGAAAUUAUGGUAUCAAMAUUUUGGCGUACAGAAGAGUUUGAACCUGCAGUGCCCUAUACUACGGAAGAAAAAAAAUGUGUCGAUCACUUCGAAAGUACG
Messenger RNA from Diuraphis noxia (Russian wheat aphid), 1161 nucleotides. RefSeq lists its product as uncharacterized. Lineage: Eukaryota; Metazoa; Arthropoda; Insecta; Hemiptera; Aphididae. The record is from RefSeq and is a predicted model, not a curated record.